Hydra vulgaris (swiftwater hydra) is the source of this 471-nucleotide messenger RNA. RefSeq lists its product as uncharacterized. The record is from RefSeq and is a predicted model, not a curated record. Lineage: Eukaryota; Metazoa; Cnidaria; Hydrozoa; Anthoathecata; Hydridae.
AUGUCUGAAAGAAUAAAUUGCAUUGUUAUUGACAACAGCGAAGAGUGCGAAAAAGCUUUUGAUUGGUAUGUAGACAAUUUUCAUCGGAAAGAUGAUACUGCUUUGCUGGUUCGCGUGCAAGGAGAACCAAAAAAAUCCAUAGAAAAGUUGGUUGAGGGUAAGGCUAAACGCUACAACUCUGCGUUUAAAAGACUUUCGAGAAGUGAAAAAGCGUUGGAGAAAUUUAAAGCAAAGUGCGAAUCAAAAAACAUAAAGUUUAGUCCUUAUUUGACUCGCAAACAAAAUAGCAUCGGACAAACAAUUUGUGAUGUAACACAAAGUCACAAUGUUAAUGUCAUCGUGAUGGCCCAAAAAGCAGUCAGCAAGUUAAGUCGAACUCUUCUUGGCUCAAGCAGUGAUAGUGAUUAUAUCAUGCACCAUGCUCAAGUUCCCGUUUUGAUUAUACCGACAAUUGAUGGAAAAAAUUCAUAA